Messenger RNA from Asparagus officinalis (garden asparagus), 2011 nucleotides. RefSeq names its product proteinaceous RNase P 2. The transcript has 6 exons. The coding region runs from base 118 to 1764 and encodes 548 amino acids. Lineage: Eukaryota; Viridiplantae; Streptophyta; Magnoliopsida; Asparagales; Asparagaceae. The record is from RefSeq and is a predicted model, not a curated record. Gene Ontology annotation, molecular function: ribonuclease P activity; protein binding. Gene Ontology annotation, biological process: tRNA 5'-leader removal.
CGCGUCCGCUGUUCCUGCGUCACAACUGACGCCAAAAUUGCCCCCAUCAUCUAGGGUUUUAUCACCAACAAAGACGAGGGUUUUAGCCCUCCACUCCGAUUUCAAACUCCAUCACCAAUGAAGAAGAAGAAUCACAGGCCUGAAGCCCAAUUCCGCCAUGAUCUCGAUACCUGCUCAAAGAACAAAGAUCUCAACGGCGCCCUCGAUCUCUAUCAAUCCGCCCUCUCUUCGAACUUCAAUCUCUCCUCGUACCACUACAACACUCUCUUGCAUCUCUGCUCCUCUUCGAUCGAAACCCUAGAUCCAUCUUCAAAGCAAUCAAAGAUUGGUUCAAGUUUCGAAAUUUUCAACCGCAUGAUCGAGAGCGGUAUAGUGCCAAACGAAGCGACGAUCACGACGAUGGCUAGGAUUGCGGUUCAGAAAUCGGAAGGCGGCGGGGAUCUCGCUUUCGAUCUGGUGAAAACGAUGAAGGGUAAGUACGGGGCUGUUCCGAGAUUGAGAACAUUUGGACCUGCGAUUUUUAGUUUUUGCAAUGGAUUGGAAGCUGAGAAGGCGUACGAAGUUGAGAAUCAUAUGAUUUCGAUGGGGGUUUCGGCUGAAGAAUCGGAGAUUGCUGCAUUGUUGAAAGUGAGCGCGAAGAAAGGGAAAGGGGAGAAAGUUUAUGAGUAUUUGUUGAAGUUGAGGAAUUGUGCAGGGAGUGUGAAUUCUUCAACCGCUGAAAUUUUAGAAAAUUGGUUUACAAGUGAUAUUGCAGUGGAGUUUGGGGCCGAAGAAUGGGAUUUGAUGAGAAUAAGAGAUGUAAUUUCGAUGAAUGGAGGAGGAUGGCAUGGAUUGGGAUGGUUAGGGAAAGGGAGAUGGGACGUGAAGAGAGGGAAUGUUAGCUCAAAUGGGGAGUGUUCUUGUUGCAGGCAGAGAUUGGCUUGUGUGGAUGUUGAGGAGAAGGAAGCAGAGAAAUUUGUGGAGUCAGUGGCAAGUUUGGCUAUGGAAAGGGAAACAAAGUCUAAUUUCAAGAUUUUUCAGGAAUGGUUGGAGAAACGUGCUGAUUAUGGAGCUAUAGUUGAUGGAGCAAAUAUCGCAUUAUAUCAACAAAACUUUGCGGAUGGUGGAUUCAGCUUGUCCCAGCUGGACGCUGUUGUAAGAGAACUUUAUAAAAGAAACCAGAGUAAAUGGCCGCUUGUUAUACUUCACAACAAGCGUUACCGAGCACUCAUGGAAAACCCUUCCAAUAGGCAGCUGCUUGACACCUGGAGAGCUGAAGGAGCACUAUAUACAACCCCAAAUGGAUCAAAUGAUGAUUGGUAUUGGUUGUAUGCAGCAGUUAAGCUGAAAUGUUUGCUUGUGACAAAUGAUGAAAUGAGAGAUCAUAUAUUUGAGAUCCUAGGCAGGAGCUUCUUCCCCAAGUGGAAAGAUCGACAUCAGGUUCGGUAUACAUUCGCUAAAGGUAAUUUCAGACUGACAAUGCCACCCCCGUACUCUAUAGUUAUUCAGGAGUCUGAGACAGGAUCAUGGCAUGUGCCGGUAGAAAACCGAUGCAGUGAUGAGAGCACCAGGGAUUGGCUUUGUAUAACUAGACCAGAGUCGCACAAUAGUGGCAAAUCAACCCAUGCAAAAGCAGAAGAGAUGCAUGAUGCAGAGAAAUUUACAGCUGAGAAUGUGAAUGGUGUGAAGAAAUCAUCCUCAGAGCUGCAAAGUGGUGUAGUUAUACCUUUAACAGGGAAAAGGAAAGAGAGAUCUCCAUCACCUUCAAAGCCACCAGCUGGCUGAGAUUUUUUUUUAAAUUUAUUUAUCUCCUAUGUUGUAACCGUAAUGUUCUGGAUGAUUUUAGCAUAUGUCCUGAAACUAGAAUUCAGAUGGAGGAAAGAGGUCUCGUCACAUAUGUUCCUUUGGUGGCGUGAGUUCUCUUUUGGGCGAAUAUUCUGGUCAUAAGUUGUAGUUCAUGCUAGUAGGUCAGAGAUAAUACCAGACUAAAUAAAUUUUGAAAUAAAAUUUGCUUGUCAUUUUUGUGAUGUUC